This is a messenger RNA of Pieris brassicae (large cabbage white), 324 nucleotides long. Its product is annotated as insulin-related peptide 1-like. Gene Ontology annotation, cellular component: extracellular region. Gene Ontology annotation, molecular function: hormone activity. Bases 4 to 324 code for a protein of 106 amino acids. The transcript has a single exon. The record is from RefSeq and is a predicted model, not a curated record. NCBI's taxonomy places the organism in Eukaryota, Metazoa, Arthropoda, Insecta, Lepidoptera, Pieridae.
AACAUGAAGGUCCUAGUUUUGUUGGUUGUGCUGAGUGUAGCGAUCGCGGCAGAAGCCCAAGGUUUCUAUUGCGGGAGGCGUUUGGCCCUAGCUCUGGCUAUGCUGUGUGAGGGAAGCGAGGACAAACGUGGGGACUUGUCUGUCUAUGGAUCUAUGGCGCACGAGAGAGCUGACCAUCAAGGGGACUGGUCCGUCUGGCCACCUAUGCCGCAACACUGGCUGCACGCCAAUCGGGCGCACAGCCUUGGACGCCCCAAAAGACAGGUCGUGAUGGAGUGCUGCAUGAAACCCUGCUCGGAAGACGAACUUAUGGCCUACUGCUAA